Messenger RNA from Rotaria sp. Silwood2, 4011 nucleotides. NCBI's taxonomy places the organism in Eukaryota, Metazoa, Rotifera, Eurotatoria, Philodinida, Philodinidae. The record is from the annotation of a GenBank genome assembly.
AUGACAUAUUCAACUGGUUCUCAUUCAAAACCAUGUUCAAUCGCAGUUGCUGAUAUCAACAAUGAUACUAUACUGGAUAUCGUUGUAGCAAAUUUCGGUAGCAACAGCAUUGGAAUAUUUUAUGGAUCAAGUAAUGGAUCUUUUGUUUCUCCAAUAUCAAUCUUCACCAAUGUAUCUCGUCCAUAUUCCAUCAACAUAGUUGAUUUUAAUAAUGACCAACUCCUUGAUAUUAUUGUUGCUAACUAUGGUAUUCAAACUGUUGGCAUAUGGUAUGGGCUCGGAAAUGGAAGCUUUUCCAAACGAAGCGAGUAUUCGACCGGUUAUGACUCUCUACCCUCUGCAGUAAUCACUGCAGAUUUCAACAAUGAUUCUCGGCUAGAUCUACUCAUUGCCGAUUCGGGCACGAAUAAUAUAGGAGUAUUUCUCAGUGAUCAUGGUGGAAGAUUUAAAAAAUUAACUUUAUAUUCAACAGGCUCUGGUUCUCGACCUACUUCAGUUGCUGUUGGUCAUUUCAACAACGAUACUCUACUAGAUAUCGCCGUCGCUAAUUACGGGACUGAAAAUAUAGGUGUAAUGCUUGGCUAUAGCAAUGGGACUUUUUCACAGCAAAUAGCACAUUCGCUCGGCACUGCUAAACCAUAUACCAUUAGUGUUGGCGACUUCAACAAGGACAAUCGACUGGAUUUGAUAGCCACUAGUAACGGUACUCACAACGUAGCUAUACUUCUCGGAAGUGGUAAUGGUACUUUUCUAACACCACAAAUGUAUUCAACUGGAUCUUCCGAUUCUACAUCAAUUGCUAUAGGAGAUUUCAACAAUGAUGAUCGACUAGAUAUUUCCGUCGUCAACAAUGAUAUUCAAAGUGUCGAUAUUCUUCUUGGAUAUUAUCAGGGCUUUCAAAACAGCUCGAACUAUUCAACUGGCUCUCAACCAUACGGUGUAGCUAUUGGUGAUUUCAACAACGACUAUCGACUCGAUAUAGUAGUCGCUAAUAAAGACAGCCGCAAUAUAGGAGUAUUUCUUCAAUAUGAAAAUGGUAGUUUUGCUGAUCAAGUGCCCUAUUUAACUGGCUCUGGUCCACAGUCGCUAGCGGUGGGUGAUUUCAACAACGACUCUCGACUGGAUAUUGUCGUCGCUAAUGAAGACAGCCACAAUGUAGGAAUAUUUCUUGGAUAUGGCAAUGGGAGUUUCGCUAAUCAAGUUACCUAUUCAAAAGGGUCUUUUCCAUCCAGUGUAGCUAUUGGUGAUUUCAACAAUGACUCUCGGCUCGAUAUUGUUGUCGCUAAUGCAGGAAGCAAUCAUAUAGAUGUUCUUCUCGGACAUGGCAAUGGGAGUUUUGCGGAUCAACUGACAUAUUCAACUGACUAUUGGCCAACUGCCGUAGCUGUUGGCGAUUUCAACAAUGACUCUCGGCUGGAUAUUGUUGUCGCUAAUGCCAUCAGUGACAAUGUAGGAAUAUUUCUUGGAUAUGGAAAUGGCAGUUUUACUGAUCAAACAACCUAUUCAACUGGCUCUUGGCCAACCAGUGUGGCUGUUGGUGAUUUCAACAACGAUUAUCGGCUUGAUAUUAUCGUUGCUAAUGCAGGAAGCAAUAGUGUGAGUGUACUUCUCGGGCAUGGUAAUGAUAGUUUUACUGAUCAAUUGACGUAUUCAGCUGGCUUCUGGCCAACUAGUGUAAUUGUUGGUGAUUUCAACAACGACUCUCGUCUCGAUAUCAUCGUUGCUAAUAGAGACAGCAAUAAUAUAGGUCUACUUUUCGGAUACGGCAAUGGGAGCUUUCUUGGCGACACAACCUAUACAACUGGCCGCUUGCCAGACAGUGUAGCUGCUGGUGAUUUUAACAACGACUCUCGACUGGAUAUUGUCGUCGCUAAUAGAGGCAGCAACAGUGUGGCAGUUAUGUUGCAAUACAAUAUUGGAGCUCUCAGACACCAAACGACGAUUACACCUGGUAGUGGUUCUGGUUUGCGGUCUUUUGCUGUGCAUGAUCUCAAUAAUGAUAAACAGCUGGAUAUUGUCUACGCUGGUUUUGGUUCUAGAGUUGUGGGCGUCUUGUUUGGAAGUGGGAAUGGUACGUUUAUACACAAAGCGAUAUAUUCAACUGGUUCUCGUCCAAAUUAUGUUGUUGUUGGCUAUUUCAACAACGAUGCUCAUUUAGAUAUUGCUGUAGCAAAUGAUGAUAGCAAAAAUGUUAGUUUACUGCUUGGAAACGGAAAUGGAACAUACACGAUUGACAAUGGUGUGGGAACCCGUUUUCCUUCUGCGCCCUUGGUGCUUGCUAGUAGUGAUUUGAACAGUGAUGGGCGAUAUGAAAUUUUGGUUGGCUGUGAUAAAAGUGACGUUAUUCAUAUACUUGUCGCCUAUGACUUCGGAUCUUUUAUCAAUCAACAGAGCUAUUCCACUGGUAUUUGGCCAUCCAGUGUAGCUGUUGGCGAUUUCAACAACGAUUAUCGACUGGAUAUUGUUGUCGCUAAUAUAGGCGACGGCAGUAUAAGUGUACUUCUUCAAUAUGAAAAUGGCAGUUUUGCUGAUCAAGUGGCUUAUUCAACUGGCGAGCUGUCAAAUAGUGUGGCUGUUGGCGAUUUCAACAACGACUUUAAACUAGAUAUUGUCGUCGUUAAUGGAGACAGCCGCAAUAUAAGUGUUCUUCUUGGAUAUGGCAAUGGGAGUUUUACUAAUCAAACAACCUAUACAACUGGUUGGUCCCCAGACAGUGUAGCUGUGGGUGACUUUAACAAUGACAUUCGACUGGAUAUUGUCGUUGCUAAUGCAGGAAGCAACAAUGUAGGUGUACUUAUUGGUUACGGGAAUGGCAGCUUUGCUAAUCAAACAGUGUAUUUAACUGGCCAGUCUCCAUCCAGCGUAGCUGUUGGUGAUGUAAACAACGACUCUCGACUGGAUAUUAUCGUUGCUAAUAGAGACAGCAACAAUGUAGGUGUACUUAUCGGUUACGGGAAUGGGAGCUUUGCUAAUCAAACAGUGUAUUUAACUGGCCAAUUUCCAUCCAGCGUAGCUGUUGGUGAUUUAAACAACGACUCUCGACUGGAUAUUAUCGUUGCUAAUGGAGACAGCAACAAUAUAGGUGUACUUAUCGGUUACGGGAAUGGGAGCUUUGCUGAUCAAAUAACAUAUUUAAUUGGUGAAAAACCAUCCAGUAUAGUUGUUGGUGAUUUCAAUAAUGACUAUCAGCUAGACAUAGUCGUGUCUAAUAGAAACAGCGACAAUUUAGGUAUACUUCUUGGCUACGGUAACGGUAGCUUCGCUGAUCCAAGAACAUAUUUAACUAGUCAACACCCAUCUAGUGUAGCUGUUGGUGAUUUCAACAAUGACUCCCGACUGGACAUUAUCGUCGCUAAUUAUGACAGUAACAAUAUAGGUAUACUUCUAGGAUACGCAACUGUAUCAUUUGCAGAACAAAUAUCACUUCACACUCACAUCACUUCGGCGCCUCAGUCAUUUGCUGUUGGCGAUUUCAACAAUGAUCAUCAAGCAGAUAUUAGUAUUGCUUAUCCAGAGGCUGAUAUGAUCGGUAUAUUUUUUGGAUAUGGUAAUAUUUCUUUUUCACAGCAGACAACUUAUUCUACUGGCACUUCUUCAUCUCCACGCUUUAUUGCAGUUGGAGAUUUAAACAGUGACACUCGAUUAGAUAUCAUUGUCGCAAAUUGUGGCACCAACAAUAUUGGUGUUUUCCUUGGAUAUGGAAACGGCACAUUUUUGGAUCCGUUAUUAUUCUCAACUGGUGAUGCUUCUUGUCCGGUAUCUAUGGCCGUGGAUGAUUUUAACAACGAUAGUGUACUAGACAUUUUAGUAGCUAAUCGCAAAGAGAACAGAGUUGGCCUAUUCCUCGGAUAUGGUAAUGGGAGCUUCCAUUAUCAAAUUGUGAUUUCCAGCAACUACGGGUCUUUACCAUUCUCUGUUGUCAAUGCUGACUUUGAUAACGAUAAAAAGCAGGAUUUCGUAGUUGGAAGCGAUGGAGAUGACAGUAUAAACGUUUACUUACAGAGUUGUUAA